Molecule: messenger RNA, 1694 nt
Organism: Daucus carota subsp. sativus
Lineage: Eukaryota; Viridiplantae; Streptophyta; Magnoliopsida; Apiales; Apiaceae
Product: BTB/POZ and MATH domain-containing protein 4
Exons: 4
Coding region: 196-1398 (400 amino acids)
Biological process (GO): protein ubiquitination
Molecular function (GO): protein binding
Source: RefSeq, a predicted model, not a curated record
AUAACACAAUUGACCAAGGGUGAAAUCCAAUUUGCAUAACGUGUAUGUAUAUAUCAUCCCCCUUUCCCCUUUUCAACGUACACAUUCCUAAAAACACACACCAAACCCUAAUCCCAUCAUCUCUCUCUCUCUCUCCAUCUCUCUCCAAUUCAACCUCCAAAUCUGAUGCAUACACACCAAUCAUUCCCUUAAUCAAUGUCAGACCUCGUAAUCACCGACCCCAAGAACCCCCUGGGGACCCCCAGCAGCUCAAGAUCCAUCACCGAGACGGUCAAUGGGUCCCACAAGUUUGUAAUUCAGGGCUACUCUCUGGCCAAAGGCAUGGGGAUUGGCAAGCACAUAGCCAGCGAGAAUUUCACGGUGGGAGGCUAUCAGUGGGCCAUUUAUUUCUAUCCCGAUGGCAAAAACCCCGAGGAUAAUUCCACUUAUGUUUCGGUUUUCAUUGCGUUGGCUAGCGAAGGCACCGAUGUCAGGGCGUUGUUUGAAUUGACUUUGAUUGAUCAGAGUGGGAAAGGGAAGGAUAAGGUGCAUAGUCAUUUUGAUCGGUCCUUGGAGAGCGGUCCGUAUACGCUCAAGUAUCGUGGCAGUAUGUGGGGAUAUAAGCGUUUUUUCCGACGAGCAAUGCUCGAAUCAUCAGAUUACCUGAAAGAUGAUUGCCUGAAAAUCAAUUGUACUGUUGGAGUCGUAGUUUCUGCAAUAGACUGCUCAAGGUUACACUCCAUUCAGGUCCCAGAAUCAGAUAUUGGAGCACAUUUUGGCAUGCUACUGGAUAAUAUGGAAGGAUCAGACAUCACCUUUAAUGUUGCUGGAGAGAAGUUUCCCGCUCAUAAGCUGGUGUUGGCUGCUCGUUCCCCUGCCUUCCGAUCUGAGUUUUUUGAUAAAAUGGUGGAAGAUGAACAAGAGGUUUCUGUUAUGAAUAUGGAGCCCAAGGUUUUUAAGGCUAUGCUGCACUUUGUUUACAGAGAUGCCCUUCCAGAAGAUGAAUUAGUUACUUCUGGUUCUUCCUCUUCUAUAUCUGAAACAUUAACGGCAAAAUUGUUAGCAGCAGCUGAUAAGUAUGAUCUGGGAAGACUCAGGAGGGUGUGCGAGUCUCGUCUCUGCCAGGAUAUAUCUGUAAACUCUGUUUCAAGAGCUCUAGCUCUGGCAGAUCGUUACCACGCCACAGAAUUAAAAGGUGUUUGCCUUCGAUUUGCUGCUGAGAAUCUUGCAGCGGUUAUGCGAUCAGAUGGUUUUGAGUACCUUAAAGAGAACUUUCCUUCACUACAAUCGGAGCUCUUGAAAACUGUUGCAGGCUGCGAGGAGGAUUGUAGUAGUGGGGGAGGCAAGUCCCUAAGUGUUUGGGCUCAACUUUCAGACGGCGGAGAUACAAAUGGUAGGAGGGUAAGACAGAGGACUUGAUGGAUACAGAUGAUGAUUGCCGUUCUUGUUGUAAAAUGGAAGUUGAUCGUCUUUAGGAGAAGCAGGUGAGAUCAUAAAAACUGAAGACAUGCUACAGAAAGCAAAUUAUAACAUAGGCUUGUUUUUUUUUUUUGAACACUGUUGUAAUGUUAAUGCUGCUUGUAGGAUUUUUAUUUUCGAAUUAUGUUCAAAGUUGUGUUUAGGACUGGGGCCAAGUAUUCCAGUACUAUCGGCUGGGCCCGACUAUGCCAGUACUUUGGUUGAUCAGUACUAUUGUAUACUAAUCUUUUUCUCGA